AUGGGGCAUUUCAUACUCGAAAAUCAUCCAAGAACAAUUGUGCCUCGAGAUCGGGAAGGUGGUACUGAACAUCUUUAUCAAAAUUACUUCUCCCCCAAACCUGUGUAUCCAGAACACAUAUUUCUAAGACGGUUCCAGAUGAGAAGGGAAUUGUUCAUCCAUAGUGUGGAGGAACUUGGAAAAAAUUCUGAAUAUUUCCAACAAAGAGUUGACACUGCAAAAAUAUUGGUGUUGUCUCCCUUUCAAAAAUGCACUGCUGCUAUUCGCAUCUUGGCAUAUGGCAGUCCAGCUGAUGCUGUUAACGAAUACAUUAAAAUAGGUGAGAGUACUGCCUUAGAGUGUUUAUUUAAAUUUUGUCGUGCUAUUAUAGACGUGUUUGGAGAUGUGUACAUGAGAAAGCCUACUUACAAUGAUGUCCAAUGA
Messenger RNA from Chenopodium quinoa (quinoa), 423 nucleotides. RefSeq lists its product as uncharacterized. Lineage: Eukaryota; Viridiplantae; Streptophyta; Magnoliopsida; Caryophyllales; Amaranthaceae. Bases 1 to 423 code for a protein of 140 amino acids. The transcript has a single exon. The record is from RefSeq and is a predicted model, not a curated record.